Molecule: messenger RNA, 1335 nt
Organism: Ooceraea biroi (clonal raider ant)
Lineage: Eukaryota; Metazoa; Arthropoda; Insecta; Hymenoptera; Formicidae
Product: ATPase ASNA1 homolog
Biological process (GO): tail-anchored membrane protein insertion into ER membrane
Cellular component (GO): GET complex
Molecular function (GO): ATP hydrolysis activity; ATP binding
Source: RefSeq, a predicted model, not a curated record
GUACGGACACUGGCCCGAACUAUGUCGCAACGUAGCGAAGCGAGUCUCGUCAAUUUUGUGCUCCUAAAGCGUGACGCGCAUGCCCAGAAAUAAAAAAAGAAUCGAGGUGCAGAAGGUGCAGCUUGGGCGGACGGAUCUCGACGUACAUACCUAGGCAUUUAAUGACACGCCACGUUGUGCGCGAGACUUUAGUUUAAACCCGUGUACGUUUUCCGCUGCUCUCGUCGCUGCUUGACGCAGCUUCGCAACGAGUACAAUUGAUAGUUACGCGUUAGCUUAGUAGCCUGCACGAGGUUUGCAUUGUCAUCGUCGGCGAGUAUGACUGACGAAAAUGAGGCAAUGGAGGAGGAGUACGAGCCCUCGAUCAGGAACGUGAUCGAGCAGCGUUCCCUGCGAUGGAUAUUCGUGGGCGGCAAAGGCGGAGUCGGGAAAACGACUUGCAGCUGUUCCCUGGCGAUACAGUUGUCCAAAGUCAGAGAGAGUGUACUUAUCAUAUCCACAGACCCGGCGCACAAUAUCUCUGAUGCAUUCGAUCAGAAAUUCAGCAAGGUACCUACGAAGGUAAAGGGCUUUGAUAAUUUGUUUGCGAUGGAAAUCGAUCCCAAUGUUGGCAUCACAGAAUUACCCGAGGAGUACUUCGACAACGAAGCAGUUUCAGGUGGAGAAGCGAUGAGAUUGAGCAAGAAUGUUAUGCAAGAGAUUGUUGGUGCAUUUCCUGGUAUAGAUGAAGCAAUGAGCUAUGCGGAAGUUAUGAAACUCGUAAAGGGAAUGAACUUUUCUGUUGUGGUUUUUGACACCGCGCCUACUGGGCAUACUCUGAGACUUCUGUCAUUUCCGCAAGUAGUCGAGAAGGGAUUAGGCAAAUUAAUGCGUUUGAAAAUGAAGAUCAGUCCCUUCAUCACACAGAUAAGUUCGCUGUUAGGAUUGACGGAUUUCAACGUGGAUACGUUCUCCAAUAAGAUGGAAGAGAUGCUCGCCGUCAUUCGGCAGGUCAAUGAACAGUUCAGAAAUCCCGAUCAGACGACUUUCGUGUGUGUCUGCAUCGCAGAAUUUUUGUCAUUGUACGAAACGGAACGACUUGUGCAAGAGUUAACAAAGUAUGGUAUUGAUACGCACAAUAUCAUAGUGAAUCAGCUGUUAUUCUUAAAGGACGGAGACGCUCCUUGUCGGCUUUGUCUUGCCAGGCAUAAAAUUCAAGAUAAAUAUCUAGAUCAGAUAAUGGAUCUGUAUGAAGAUUUCCAUGUAACACGGCUUCCUUUGCUGGAGAAAGAGGUGCGGGGAGUGCAACAGGUUAGAGAAUUUUCGGAAAAUCUCGUUAAACCGUACGAGCCUUAG